AUGCCACGACCCCCCUCCGCCCUUCUGGCCUCGGUUGCCCGGCUGCGGGGUCCGAGGCUGCAAUUCCCUCCUGCUGACCGCAGAACCUUCCAGACAUCCGCAUCCAAGAUGGGCGUCAACGUUAUCACCCACCAGCCCGGCACUGGCGCCACCCCCACCAAGGGCCAGACUGUCACCAUCGAGUACACCGGCUUCCUGAAGGACACUUCGCAGCCCGACAACAAGGGCAAGAAGUUCGACUCUUCCGUCGGCCGCGGCGACUUCGUCGUCAAGAUCGGUGUCGGUCAAGUCAUUCGCGGUUGGGACGAGGGUGUCACCCAGAUGAAGGUCGGCGAGAAGGCCACCCUCGACAUCUCCAGUGACUUUGGCUACGGUGCCCGCGGCUUCACCGGCCACAUCCCCCCCAACGCCGACCUCAUCUUCGAUGUCGAGCUGAAGAAGGUCCAGUAA
Molecule: messenger RNA, 450 nt
Organism: Verticillium nonalfalfae
Lineage: Eukaryota; Fungi; Ascomycota; Sordariomycetes; Glomerellales; Plectosphaerellaceae
Gene: FPR1
Product: FK506 binding protein proline rotamase rapamycin-binding protein
Exons: 4
Coding region: 1-450 (149 amino acids)
Molecular function (GO): peptidyl-prolyl cis-trans isomerase activity
Source: RefSeq, a predicted model, not a curated record